Messenger RNA from Dicentrarchus labrax (European seabass), 1699 nucleotides. RefSeq names its product 23 kDa integral membrane protein-like. Lineage: Eukaryota; Metazoa; Chordata; Actinopteri; Moronidae. The transcript is spliced from 9 exons. Gene Ontology annotation, cellular component: membrane. The record is from RefSeq and is a predicted model, not a curated record. Bases 329 to 1141 code for a protein of 270 amino acids.
ACUCCUCAAUCACUCUCUCCUCCUUCAUUUCCGCUUAAUUAGAUAUAAUUGUUACCUGGAGUAACCUCUCCUCUCUUCUCCUUGUUUCUUCUCCUUGUUUCCUUUCCUUGUUUCCUCUACUCUCCUCACUGGUUUUCUCUCUCCUCUCCUCUCCUCUCUUCUACUCUCCAGCUGAUCUUCCAAACUUGGUCAUGUUCUUCGUUCUGCAGCCAAACACUCUUGAGCUUUAAACAACAUCCAUCACACACACACACACACACACACACACGGGGUCGGGUCUGGUCUUUACUCUGUUUCUAUUUUAGCUCGACUCUCUCAGACAGCGGUCAUGGCUCGCUGCAGGAGUUACUUGCGAGGGCUCGCUAUCUGUAUCACUGUGCUGCUACUGGUGUCUGGUGUGGUGAUGAUCGGCGUCGGAUUUUCUUCCAUUGAUGGCAACAUACCAAUUGCUGAGUUGUUCGACCAGUUGUCCAGCAGUGACGGUUUACUGGCCCUGCAGGUGUUCGGCCCGAUCACGCUGGUUUUGUCUGUUCUGGGUAUCUGUGCUGCCACACUGGACCUCAAACCUGUGCUGCUGCUGUUUUCUGCCCUGAUAUUCGUGGAGUUUGUGGCUCUGAUGGUUGUUGCCUCACCGCUGGUUCAGGUUCAAGCUCAGAUGGACAGCGCGGUGGACGAGGUGUUCCUGAAUGUAACUCCUCUCCACAGAGCCGACAGCGUCAUCCAGAGUGAACUAAACAAACUGCAGGCGUCGGACUCUUGUUGUGGUUUGAGGAAAUUUGAGGACUGGGAGAAUCAACUUCCUGUUUCCUGUUUCUGCACGCCGCCCACUCCUCGCCCCGCCUCCGACCCGCAGCCGAGCUCUAACGCUGACUGUGUGAUGGUGGGCGGCGACCCUCCGACCCCUCAGAUCACAGCUCAGUGGGUUCACUCCAAGCCCUGUGGUUCCAUCCUGAAGAGCUACCUGAGCUUUCCCAUCAAACUCAGGAUAGGGAUCAUUUCAGCCGUCGCCACCAUCACGAUGGCGGCCAUUGCUCUGUGUCUGGCAUUGGGUCUGGAGGAAUACUGGAAGACGCCUCCAGUAGAAACUACAGUGGACGACUUCAACAGAGUGAAAUACCAACCCAAACCUUCCCUCACCUGACCUCUAACCUCUGACACAGAACCGAGGCAUCAAUCCAAACUGCCAGCGAAGAGCUCAAUAAAACCACAUCAUCCACUCUUUUGGGAAAUCUGAAAAUUAUUUUGAAACUGCAUAUUUAUAGCCGACAGAAACAUCUGAGGCUGGACUUUUGUUAUUUUGUGUAAUCGUAGGACAGCUCUAAAGAUGGUGGCAACUUAAAAAGAGCACCACCAGACUUUGGGGCCGUCUAUCAUAACAACAGUAUCACAUUCACAGACAAGAACCAAACGGGGCCCUUUAGGGAUUUCAGGCUGAUGUCAUUUCAAAAGGAUUCGCAAUUUGAGAUGUUGAGUCUUGGCAAAAACAUCCAUAAGAAGAGCUUAGGCAGUCCCCUUCUCUGCUUUGGAACCAAUAUUUGAAAAUGUUGUGACGUUUAUGUGAAAUUUGUUGGAAGAUCAGACAGUAAAAGACAGCUGGGAGGGGAACUUUAAAUCAGGAGGAAAAGCUGCCGGUUGGGAUGAAAUAUUUGGCUCUCUUCUUUGAAAAGAACGUUAUAAAUAAAGUUUAUUUUAUCAGUGA